CGCCCCUCUCAAAUCUCUCGUUGCCCUUUUUCUCUGCUCUCCAUCCCUCUCUUUAAUCCCUUUCGGAGCCCCGCUUCUCUCUGGGCUCCGGCCGUGAGGUCCGUCCAUCCGCCGUCAUGACGACCGGAGUGGCGGAUUCCGAUCACCCCCACGCCGUCUUUCUCCCGUUCUCGCCCCAUUCGCUGUCUCUUCUCUUUUUACAGUUUUAGCCCUGAGCAUUUCGUCUUUUCACAUCCUCAUCUGGCCAUCUGGGUUUGGUCUCUGCUGUCCCUUUCUUUCUAUAUUGAUUGAUUUCUCUUUCGGCGUUUCUUGUGACGUGGCGCGAACAGGACGGCUAGGAUGUCGAGCCACGCGCAUCCCGGAUCGACACUUGGGGCGUCGAGGAAGCGGAAGGACCGGGACGGGUCCGACCCCCCUCGGACCCAGAUGCCACCCAAGUUCGAGCCCAACUCUUCAGCGGCGGCGGCGGCGGCCGCGGCUCGCCCGGCUCUGGCUAGCAACCGGCUUCUAGCCGGUUACCUGGCCCACGAGUUCCUCACCAAGGGGACCCUCUUCGGCCGGCGCUGGGAGCCGGGCCGGUCCGAACCGGGGAGGAGCCCGGAACCGCCGGUCCGGGCCGAGCCGGAUCCGGCCAAGCCGCCGAGGGCAUACGUGGAGGUUUCGCAAAUGCUGAAGGCGGAAGGUGUCCAUAUUCCAGGAGUCGUCAACCCAACGCAGCUGGCUCGGUGGCUCAAGAUGUGAGAAAGGAGAGCUCGCGGGACACCGCACCGUUCGGAACGCUACGUGGCGUGGAUCUCCUGGUGGUCGGACGGCUGCUCGCUGCAUGCAUGAGUCUCGAGGUGGUGAGCGAACCGAGAUACACAAAAAUGGAAGGGAAAGAAAGGGAAUGAGAAUGCCCCAAGAAAAAAUCGAGCUUUCGCUUUUUCUAUCUUUUCCUGCAUUGAAACUGGCUUUUAAUUUGUUUUUUGGUCAUAAAUAUUUAAGGAUGGAAUGGUAGGAUCAUUGUUUAAGUUUGCAUUUGUGAAUCUAUUGGUGUGUC
Messenger RNA from Phoenix dactylifera (date palm), 1039 nucleotides. RefSeq lists its product as uncharacterized. NCBI's taxonomy places the organism in Eukaryota, Viridiplantae, Streptophyta, Magnoliopsida, Arecales, Arecaceae. The record is from RefSeq and is a predicted model, not a curated record.